This is a messenger RNA of Anastrepha obliqua, 1951 nucleotides long. RefSeq lists its product as uncharacterized. Lineage: Eukaryota; Metazoa; Arthropoda; Insecta; Diptera; Tephritidae. The transcript has 6 exons. The record is from RefSeq and is a predicted model, not a curated record. Bases 1 to 1809 code for a protein of 602 amino acids.
AUGCGCCAGUUGUAUAGACACUACGCAAAAGUACCGACUUUGCUUCUGGGCUUCACCUGCUUUUGCCUUCAACUCGCCCACACACAAGGCUAUUCUCAAGUUCUAGUCAGCGGCAGUGGCAGUACAAAUAAUGAAGGACCAAAAAUUUUCAAAGCAAUAAACAUGGAUUUAAUUUACCCAAGAACCUUUAAUUCCAGCGAAGAUGUGAUUUCCACUACAGAAACUUUAGUCAAGCCACAACAACAACAUGACCAUCAAGUUCAGCCAAUGGCUAGUGAACAGCCCAUAUUGUAUGUCACACCAGCAACAGAUAAUGUUCUGCCAACCGCUCAUCAUGAGGCGACCAGCAUAAAACCAGUGUUGGCAGUUGAUAACGAGCAGCAGGCACCACAACAAUCAGACGCAUAUGAAACGCCAUCGGAUACAUCGCUGGCGGACACAUUGCCGCCAUUACAGGAAUAUGCAUCAACUGGACGCGCGAUUGACUAUAAUAGUCCGGCAUAUAAUUUCAACAAACUCAUAACGCCUUUGAUCAAAAGUCCAUCAUUACCAGCACCACCAUCAGUACGGGAACGACCGGCAUUGGUGUCGUCACCAUCCCAAGCCACAUCAAACAUUGGGCAAAUAAUCUAUCCGCAUGCGUAUAGUCAGCAACAGCCACCAAAUCGAGCGGAAAUUAGUAAACUUACGGGAAAAGCUGAAUUUAGUGACCGCUUCACUCCUGGUGAAGCAGUCGCAGCUGGCCAAUUUGCCAAGCACCGACAACAGAAUUCGGACAACAAGAAGGCGUCCGCAUCUCAGAUCAGACAGCAAAUUUAUGUACCUCCGAAAAAUACAUAUUCAUUUCCACCGAACUUAAACGCACAGUAUCCGUCACCUUAUCAAGACCCCAAAGCGGCCUUGCCCUCAAGUAAUGUAAACAGUUAUGUGGCGCCACCCUCUGGUCCAGUGCAGGCGAAUGCAAACUAUCCAUUGGUGGCCGCAGCUAGCAGCAACGAUAGUGGCUACACGUACAAAGGUCCCCUUAAUCCAGACAGUGACGAUGCGAAAAAUGCCAAACCAGCUCCCGCUGAGGAUCAAAAGGGCGUGGAUAGCGGCGACAGUAACUCGGACGACACGAUAGGUGUGCUACCUGCCAGUGCUAUGGGCGAUGCGGACAAAGACAUGGAUGGCAAAGGAGCUGGCAUGGAUAGCAUGAAUGCAGGCGUAGAUGAUGCGGGCGCAAUGGCUGAUGGCGUUGAACAGGAUCAUCCGCCACCGACUGAUGACACAGAGUAUCCCACACCGCCACCUGGCUGGCUGGAACAGCAUCCCGAUACGUUGCACGAUAGUCCGCAUAACGGGUUUCACCACGAUCUAAACAGCGAUCCGCAUUUCGAUUUACACGAUCAUUUUCCAUCAUAUCCACAAUACUUUCAUCAUUAUCCUGAAAUCAUAUGGGACGAUCAUCAUUAUCACCAUCACGACCAUACGGCACCGCCACCACCCACGCUGCCACCCAUCACCACCGAAGCGCCACCACCAGAGCCACCACCGGAGCCACGUGUCAAGAAGUACAGCUACUUUUACAUUGGUCGCAAAUUGUGGUACAUACCUCUUUAUUUCACGGUUUGGUUUAGUUUUUAUGUACUCUGGCUUAUCAUUAAAUCGAUUGCGCGCCAUAAGGUCAACUUGCCAAACCAUUAUGUCAGCAAACGUAGCCUACUAGAUUACCCUGGGACAGAGACGCAGGCAAACGAAUAUAUUAAUGACCUAACGGUAUCUGUUUUGGAGAAGAUUGAAAAAUUCCGACAGAAAUACCAAACAUGACUGGAAGCAAAAAAGGAAACUAUUUUAUGUUAUCUUAAAUGUAUAUUUACGGAAUAAAAUAAAAAUAACUAAGUACAUAAUUUACUUUAAAGUUUAUCUAUUUUUUGUAGUUACAUAUGUAUAGGACGUACUUAGGCUAUUG